Messenger RNA from Paramuricea clavata, 6583 nucleotides. Lineage: Eukaryota; Metazoa; Cnidaria; Anthozoa; Malacalcyonacea; Plexauridae. The record is from the annotation of a GenBank genome assembly.
AUUUGUACAGUAUUCGACAUAAACAAUUGUCAUCUAUUUCACAUCAAUAGAAUUUAAUGUACUAUAGCAGACGUUAUCAAAUUCUUUUCUUGUGUCUUUUGUUAAAUAUUUUGGUGUUUCUAUUGUUAUUUCUGUCCCAACCCGGAGCAAAUGACCAUACAGAAGGCAAGUGUGGUUGUACUGUGGUUACUCAAGUUAUGUACUAGUUACUGUUAUGUACGUCAUCAACAGAAAGGUUCAGCCUUGACUACCACUACCUCUCAUGGCUUGGUACGCAUCUGAUUGGUUAAUCGGAUAUAUCAAAUGCAUGUGAUUGGUUAAAUUAUAUGGUCCCUUAGUGGUAGUGUAAGUCAAAUCUGAACCUCUAUUGGUUAGUCGGCAGAUGGUGGUAAACAAGUGUGAAUGACCAUGCUGCAUGAUCUAUAGCCAUAUUCAAACAUGUUACCAAUGUAUAUGGUAAAUGUUAACCCUUUAAGUGGCAAUGUGCCCUACUUUAUAUCUGUCUAAUGCCAGAUGAUUUUACUCAUCAGGGGGAGAGUGCUGCCACUUAAUGGGUUAAUGUAUGAUUGGCCAUUAUCAAUUCUCACUCAUUGAAUUGUAUUAUAGGUAGACUUGCCAAAUUUAUUGGUGCCAACAUACCAUUUACUGUUGUGAUUAAUGAGUUUGGUGAGUAAAAAAGAAUAAGAGACAACAUUAUGGAUGGUAGGAUGUUGGGACUAAUGUGGUUCUAGGACUUGUGUCUUUUAUACACCUCUGUUAGCUUUAGAUAUGAGCAGAGUUUGAUUCCUGAAAUAUGCAGUUUUCUGAUUAUAAUUUCACUUCAGUCACAUGUGAGAAGAGUGCUUCCAGUUUGACUCUACCAAACACCACAGGGUUUCUUAGGGUACUCCUGUUUCCUACUGUAAUAACACAGCUGGACUAGUAAGGCAAUUAUUAGAUUUAUUCAUAAAUAUGAAUUAAUUUUGUAAAACUUCAUUCUUGCAGAGGAAUUUGAAAAUGACAUUUCAAGUACAGUUGAGUCAAUCCUGAAAGUAUUGCCUGGUGUAAAUAUAUUGAUUGUCAGCAAGAACAAACCAUAUCCACCUUUAGAUACACCUGAGGAGAAUGUCAAGGUUAAGAAUAAAGUUCAGAUAAUUUAUACAUUAUUAUUAAUCCUCUAUUGCAUCAUAUCUCAGCUAAGCUUCCCACUCUAAUAAUCCCCGUCUCUAAUUAGCCUUCUCUCUAAUUAUCCCCCUCUCUAAUACGCCCCUCUCUAAUAAUCCCCCUCUCUAAUAAUCCCCUCUCUAAUUAGCCUUCUCUCUAAUUAUUCCCCUUUCUAAUAAGCCCCUCUCUAAUAAUCCCCCUCUCUAAUUAGCCUUCUCUCUAAUAAGCCCCCUCUCUAAUAAGCCACUUUCUAAUAAUCCCCCUCUCUAAUUAGCCUUCUCUCUAAUAAGACCCCUCUCUAAUAAGCCCCUCUCUAAUUAUCCCCCUCUCUAAUUAGCCUUCUCUCUAAUUAUCCCCCUUUCUAAUAAGCCCCUCUCUAAUAAGCCCCUCUCUAAUAAGCCCCUCUAUAAUAAUCUCCCUCUCUAAUUAGCCUUCUCUCUAAUUAUCCCCCUCUCUAAUAAGUCCUUCUCUAAUAAGCCACACUCUCUAUAAUGUUCCCUCUCUAAUUAGCCUUCUCUCUAAUUAGCCUUCUCUCUAAUUAGCCCCCUUUCUAAUAAGCCCCUUCUCUAAUAAGCCCCACUCUCUAAUCAGCCUUCUCUCUAAUAAUCCCCCUCUCUAAUAAGCCUUCUCUCUAAUUAUCCCCCUCUCUAAUAAGCCCCCUCUCUAAUAAGCCCCACUCUCGAUAAUGUUCCUUCUCUAAUUAGCCUGCUCUCUAAUUAGCCUUCUCUCUAAUUAGCCUUCUCUCUAAUUAGCCUUCCUGUUUUAAUAAGCUCUCUCCCUCUAAUAAUCCCACUCUUUAAUUGACCCUCUUGUAGUUUCUAAUAAACCUCCACCUUUGGAGCAAGAAAUUUAUUAAAGCCCCCCUCUCUAGUAAGUUCCCCUCUUCAUGAAAAAGAAAUAUGUGUGUAUUAAGUAUUUCUGUUAUUUCAAAAUUAGAUUGUUGUUCAAGAUCAACCACCAAGCAAUCCACAACAAUGGGGUGAUCCAAUGUUGUAAGAAAAAAAUUCUUUGAUUUAUAAAAUUUUGCAUCAUAACUAGGUAUCAUUGACCACCAUUGCAAUGACUGCAUUCCUCUUCAAUCAGUCUUUGUAAAAACUAUUUAGCCCCCUCAAUAAGCCCCACCUUAAACAUCUGCCCUCCUAGCAGAGGGUUUAGGAUCCUACCUAAGAUUUAACCAAAUGUCACAUUCUCAUUUCUAGCUAUAUCAAAACAAAAUAUGUGUUAAUGAUACCAGAUGCUAUACGACUACAUAGUAUUCAAAAACUUAAAUUCUUUGACUUUGAAAUUUUGGAUGGUACGGAUGGUAUAAGAAUUGCUGCUUUCCAUGUUGACAGUCAAUACCAGUGUGCUCAGAUGAAAGUUGAUUUAAGGUCAUGAUUUAAAGAUUGUUUAUAUAAAGAAUUACUCAAUUCGUCUGUUGAAAUAUGUUUGACUUACAUGCGGUUUUUUCUUCUUUGGUUAAUGAAACAUGUCUGAAUUUGCUUUAGACAAUGGACAUUGUCUUACCAAGAAAAAACACGUAAGUGUUGGUAAAUAUUUAUUGCAUGUGAGUCCAGUUUUACUCUACCAAACACUAUUGCUUUUCUACAGGUACUCUGGUUUCCUCCUGUGGUGGUACUGGAACAAUAAGAGAUUAUCCUUACUCCACCACUAGGGAGAACAGUUUAGAAAUGAUAGAGCUAUGCAUAAGUUAGAUAAAGUUUAGUAUUUUGCUUUGAUGUUACUCUGCGUGUAUAUCCACACCGGGCAGGCUUGAAAAAUAUGCCUGGCCACGGUGGGAAUCGAACCUACGACCUUUGGAAUACUAGCCCAAUGCUCUGCCAACUGAGUUACGCGGUCAGGUCGGUUCGAGUAUGUGAUAUUUCGGAACUGAGUCUAGUUCCUUCGAUAUCAGUGUAAUCUAAUAAUCAUGAUAUUUGCUGUCUUGGUGUAAUGUACUCAGGUGAAUAAGAUGCUUGUGAAUCACAAGCGUCUUAUUCACAUGAGUACAUUACACCAAGACAGCAAAUAUCAUGUUUAGUAUUUUGUUUCUUUCCAGAUGAGAGAGUCUGUGACGCCAUAACUGGCUCUUCCAAAGUUAUUUUGCUAUUGCCAACUUCGUGUUUGGCGAAUCUCAGUGAACCAUUUCUGAGACCUUACCCUGCAGGUAACUGUUGCACGUCACUCCAGAAAUGCAAUCAACUUUUCAGUGUAUACUUAAAUCUUUCUUUUUUUUCUUAGCCUUGUUUAUCCAGUUCGCUGCAAGGGGUUGGAAAACGAUCGUUCGUGAAGACACAAUUUUCACCAAAGGAAAAGAUCUACUUACUGAUGGACAUAAAAGGUAAUUUUCACGAAGGAACACGGCACUUUGUAAUUGACAUUGUGGGCAAUGAAUUAUGGAAAUAGGUGGCUCUCACUAAGUGUUUCUGACGAUGGACGAAAUUUUGACACUUAGAGGAGCAUUGAACUACAUCUACGUUUUCUUUUAGGUGGAAAGCUGAACAGAAAAAGAACAUACGAUUGCUAAAAUUAUAUAAAAGGUGUGAGCUGUCUACCUACAUAUGAUUUAUAUGCCUCAGGUUUAUCAAGCUUUCGUUGCUAGGGAUGCAACUACUUGCAAAAUAUAAGGAGAAUUUCGACGUUUCGAGCGAACACUUCGUCUGGUUACUUCAGACACGCCCUGCUCCAGACGAAGGGCGUUCGCUCGAAACGUCGAAAUUCUCCUUAUAUUUUUCAGGUAGUUGCAUCCCUACCAACGAAAGCUUGUUCAUUUGAUUCGCACUACCUACACUAGCACAGACAUUUCAAAAUUAUAUCUUAUCAAGAUUAAGAGGUUUAUCAGUUGUUUUUGCUCAAGCAUGUUGAGGAUAUGUUGUUUUGUUGCUGUAUAGAUUUUCUGUAAAACUGGUCAACCAAAAUGGCAUUCACAACUGGUACGGGUGUACUAAAGUAAGUAGUGCAUGUUUACGAAAGCCUAGAAGCACUCUUUCACAUGGGGCUACUGAGAGGAAUAUAUUAUACAAUAGACCUUACCGAUUAUUCUCUUUUACUCAAUGGCCUCGUUUCCAUGUUAACUUAUUUUAGCCUGUCGGAGGCAGAUAAAGAUUAUAUUUCCAUGUUUUCCUGGACGAAUUUGUUUCUUGCUGUUCUUAGGCUCAAUAACAAAGUAACUUUUAACUGUACUAAGCACAGAACAUAAGUAAGUAUUUGACAUGAAAACGAGACCAUUCGUUAAAAGGGAAUAAUCGGUAAUGUCUAUUGGACAUUUUAGGAAUGGGCGGGCCAUUCAUUUGAAACGCGUAGCGCCCUCAGUAGGAGUGGUUCCCAUUUUUAAUGGAAUGGUCCAAAUGAACUCCGUUGAGAGACACUUUUAUUUAAUAGUGCCACCACUGGUUGUAUGUUAUUUAGGAGACAGCGCGAUGUUUUGGAACAGUAGUAGAUGACAUGCCUGAAUAUAUUUACGAAGGAAAGUGGACACCGCCCUGUUGUAUGCGUGAGUAGUAUUAUUGGUGCCUUUCAGACAGCAAGUGUCACAGAACAGCAGAUGGUCGUCGACUUUAGAAAUGUUGGAACCAGCAAGUUGGACAUGUCUUUUGGAUUGUCUAUGGUUAAACACAUCUUCCGAUUCUUUCGUUUUCCGUCACGAAUGAUGUUUAUUUUUAGCUUUGCUUCCACCAUGAUUUAUCUGUUUUAAUGUUUUAGGUAAUUUAAAGGAGACAACGCGAUAUGUGUUUCGAACACUAGCGGAGGCUGGAGUCAGUUAUUGGCUUGAAGUAAGAGUCAAACAAGUCAUAGAUUGUUCGCUUACAUCUUCGUUCCAAGGGCGCCUCGGCCGCUUGCGUUGCGGAAAGGCAGUCAACAACACGUGGGAGCAAGGAUGGUUUGUUUACGUCUCUUUUUUUGUUUAUUUGUGUAGGGUGGUAGUUUACUUGGAGCGGUGCGGAGUGGUGAUAUUAUACCCUGGGAUUAUGAUGUUGACAUUGGAAUGUAUCAGCAUGAAAUUAAUAAUGUAUACUUGGUUUAUUUAUUUCCGUGAUUUCAUUAAUAUGAAUUUGAGAGAAGUUCUAUUAUAAUUUUUACCAUCCUUUAUUCUUCAAUUGCAUAGUGUAACCAGUUGCGACAUGUUCAAGAAUCUGCCCAGAAGAAACACAUUGAUAAUCAAGGUUUUGUUUGGGAGAAAGCAAGAGAAGGCGAGUUUUUCCGAGUUCAGUUCAGUGAAACGAAUCAUCUACAUGUAGGUAGGCGUGGUCACAAUUUAUUUAAAUUCAAGAAAUUAAUUAGACUAACUUUAUCUAUACUGUGUAGUUCUAUCAGUUCUAAACUGUUCUUCCUAGACGUUCAGCAAGGAUCAUCUCUUAUUGAUCCAGUGUUACUACAGGAGGAAACCUAAAUUAACCUUUAUUUACACUGGAUAGCUUUAUCAGUUCUAAACUGUUCUCCCUAAAGAUUCAGUAAGAAUCAUCUCUUAUUGAUCCAGUGUUAUUACAGGAGGAAACCUAAAUUAAACUAACUUUUAAUUAUUUAUGCUGGAUAGCUCUAUCAGUUCUAAACUGUUCUCUCCCUAGAGAUUCAGUAAGAAUCAUCUCUUAUUGAUCCAGUGUUACUACAGGAGGAAACCUAAAUUAAACUAACUUUAUUUAUACUGCAUAGCUCUAUCAGUUCUGAACUGUUCUUCCUAGAGGUCCAGUAAGGAUCAUCUCUUAUUGAUCCAGUGUUACUACAGGAGGAAACCUAAACUAAACUAACUUUAUUUGUACUGGAUAUCUCUAUCAGUUCUAAAUUGUUCUCCCUAGAGGUCCAGUAAGAAUCAUCUCUUAUUGCUCCAGUGUUACUACAGGAGGAAACCUAAAUUAAACUAACUUUAUUUAUACUGGAUAGCUCUAUCAGUUCUGAACUGUUCUUCCUAGAGGUUCAGUAAGAGUUAUCUCUGAUUGGUUCAGUGUCAUUACAGGAGGAAAUCGGAGUACUGGAGAAACCGGGAAUGUUUUGUAUUGUCAAACUAACAAAGUGAAUGGUUUAAUAUUUCACUGUUUUAGACAUAUUUCCAUUUUACGAAAAGAAUGGUAUAAUGACGAAAAAUACGUGGUUUAAAACACACCGUCAAGACUCGGAAUUUCCUGCACAUUAUUUGAAGCCUUUGACAACUCUAGGUAGGGGAAUAUGCUAGAUGGAUUGUUUUGAUUGAUGGAUAAACUAUAAUGGUCACGAGUUGUUAAAUUGUAUUUAUACUUAUAUUUCAGAUUUUGCUGGAAUAAAAGCGUCAGUUCCCAACAAUUACAGAGAAUUCUUGGAAUUGAAAUUCGGUAAAGGUGUUAUCGAAAAUCCACAGUUUCCCAACCCGAAAAAGAUUAAGGUAACAUAUUUUGUCAGUUACGUUUUUGAUGAAUUGGAAACCCAAUUUUACUACUGUCUAUUACUUGCUUUCUAGAAAAGGAAAGCAGCAUUUCUUGAUGAAAGGUGA